CUCAUUUCUUCCAACCUUACCUCUGAAGUUUCAAACCAGUAUAAAUAAGUUUUUUUCAACCUGUUGUCAUUUUCCCUACAUUAUCCAAUCCUAGUAAACAGCAGUAUUGGUAUGGCGAUGAUGAUGCCGAAGCUGCUGUUGUUGAUUUUUCUACUUGCGAGUGCAAGUUCAACGCUUAAUGCAGAUGGGUCUAAUGAGUUGGUGAUGACUGAAGAAGCCUACCGAAGUUGGGUAAAACGAGUGGGCUCUUUUAAGCACUCUGUCUUCCAGAAAGCAAAGAAUAAGUUGAAGCCUUGCCUAACCAUAAAAGUGGAUAAAGACCAGAGCUUGGGUCAUUUUGCCUCCGUGCAAAAGGCUGUUGAUUCGCUUCCAGUCAACAAUCCAUGUCGGGUGGUUAUCUCAAUUAGUGCAGGGAUUUACAGGGAGAAGGUGGUGAUUCCUGCAAUCAAGGCUUAUGUCAGCCUGGAAGGUGCCGGUGCAGACAAGACCAUUAUUGAAUGGAACGACACAGCAGACCUUGUAGGCCAGACUGGACGGCCGCUGGGCACCUUCGGUUCUGCAACAUUUGCCGUUAAUUCUCCUUACUUCAUUGCAAAGAACAUCACUUUCCAAAAUAAAGCACCGCCACCACCAUCAGGAGCUCUAGGAAAGCAAGCGGUGGCACUAAGAAUCUCAGCAGAUACAGCAGCCUUUAUAGGCUGCAAGUUCAUUGGAGCUCAAGAUACACUAUACGAUCACAUGGGCAGGCACUACUUCAGGGACUGCUACAUCCAAGGCUCUGUGGAUUUCAUUUUCGGGAACGGCCUCUCCCUGUAUGAGGGUUGCCAUUUGCACGCUAUCACCAACAGCGUAGGAGCCUUGACAGCUCAGAAGAGGGAUAGCUUACUUGAGGAAACUGGCUUCUCCUUUGUUCAUUGCAAAGUGACUGGUUCAGGCGCCCUUUACUUGGGCAGGGCUUGGGGUACUUUCUCUAGGGUGGUUUUCGCUUUCACUUUUAUGGACAAGAUCAUCAACCCUAGCGGAUGGUAUGACUGGGGCAACAAAAGCAGGGAAAUGACUGUAUUUUACGGACAAUACCAGUGUUCCGGGCCAGGGGCUGAUUUUGGAAGAAGAGUUUCAUGGUCAAGGGAGCUGACUCAACAGGAGGCCAAACCAUUUAUUUCAAUUGGCUUUGUUGAUGGCUAUGAAUGGCUUACAAACUUGUGACCAAGAAAUAGAUAUAACAAUUUUGAACAUAAAUAUCAACCCUUACUGCCAUUAGUACAAGAAUUUUCUAAGCCACCAGCAUGUUCAUCUCGAAGCUCAUGUAGCACAAAUGUCUAGUCACUGAGGAAUUGCCUCAGAUGCUGGAAGGCAUUGCAGACAAUUUUCCAUUCAAUUUACUGGCAGAGGAUACCUGGUGAAUUACAUGUACAAGACUUUGAAUAAACUGUACAAAUCAUCACACAACUGUACAAUUAUUUUACUUGCUUCCCAUCAAGAGGAUUUGGAGCAGUAUUUACUGUUGAAA
Messenger RNA from Vitis riparia (riverbank grape), 1510 nucleotides. RefSeq names its product probable pectinesterase 53. Lineage: Eukaryota; Viridiplantae; Streptophyta; Magnoliopsida; Vitales; Vitaceae. Gene Ontology annotation, biological process: cell wall modification. The record is from RefSeq and is a predicted model, not a curated record. Gene Ontology annotation, molecular function: pectinesterase activity. The transcript is spliced from 4 exons. The coding region runs from base 112 to 1206 and encodes 364 amino acids.